CACAGUGAGGAAACAGAAAUGAUCAUGCAAGUGCCUUUUCCGUACGAAUGCAUUGACAACAUCAUCUCACUGACCACUCCUGCAGAUGCCUGCAGACUGUCAUUGGUCUCUACGCGUUUCAAGUUCGCUGCAGAAUCCAAUCAAGUUUGGGAAAAAUUCCUUCCCAGUCCGCAUCUUAUCCAUGCGAUCGAAUCCCAGUCCACGUCUUCAUCAACAUUUGUGCCUGCCAAGUCCAAGAAGGAGUUUUACCUUGCGCUGUGCGAUAACUCAGUCCUCAUGGAUAAUGGGAAGAUGAGCUUUUCAAUGGACAAAUGGAGUGGGAAAAAAUGUUACAUGAUAUGUGCAAGGGAACUUAAUAUUGUUUGGGCACAAGAUAAAUCUAGAUAUUGGAGUUGGAUAUCUCUGGCUGAGUCCAGGUUUAAGGAGGUGGCUUCUCUAGACGAGGUUUGUUGGCUCGAAAUACGUGGGAAAAUCGAUAUGAGUAUUCUGUCUCCAUGGACUCUCUACAAAGCUUAUCUUGUGUACAAGUUAACAGAAGACGCAUAUGGAUUCGACGUGCCUGUGGAGGUCGCAAUUGCUGAAAGGCAUUAUGGAUUUGAAUACGGACCUCUGGAUGCCGCACUUGGUGGAGAUGAAAAUAAGCAGACAGUGUAUCUCGAUCCAAGUCUGGAAAUUAUGGAUGGAGCUCGACGUCCAAAUGAAAGAGCGGACGGCUGGUUGGAGAUGGAGCUGGGUGAGUUUCUAUGCCAAGCAGAAGAAGAUGGAGAGUUGGAAAUGAUGUGCGCGGAGUAUAAAAAUCUGUGUUGGAAGAGUGGUCUUAUUGUGCAGGGAAUCGAGGUCAGGCCAGAAAGGAAGGAAUACUCCAAGGCCAAAGGCAAGGCAGGAUAUUUCAGAGCCAAAGGCAAAAAGCCUGUUUUCUAG
This is a messenger RNA of Fragaria vesca subsp. vesca, 921 nucleotides long. Its product is annotated as F-box protein PP2-B1-like. Bases 19 to 921 code for a protein of 300 amino acids. Lineage: Eukaryota; Viridiplantae; Streptophyta; Magnoliopsida; Rosales; Rosaceae. The record is from RefSeq and is a predicted model, not a curated record. Gene Ontology annotation, molecular function: protein binding. The transcript has a single exon.